Molecule: messenger RNA, 1851 nt
Organism: Morus notabilis
Lineage: Eukaryota; Viridiplantae; Streptophyta; Magnoliopsida; Rosales; Moraceae
Product: tyrosine decarboxylase 1
Exons: 14
Coding region: 159-1679 (506 amino acids)
Biological process (GO): amino acid metabolic process
Molecular function (GO): carboxy-lyase activity; pyridoxal phosphate binding
Source: RefSeq, a predicted model, not a curated record
UAGACUUUUAGGCCGUCGCACUUUUGUUUGUGGUGGAGAUUGUAAACAUAACUCAGUUUUGCCUUCUCCGUCCAACCAAAUAGUCAGCUUUAUAUUCUCCAUAAUAUAUCUCUCUUUGCUUCACUUUUUUUUUUUUUUUUUCUGAGAGCAGUAACAAAAUGGAUAGAGCGUUGAAGCCAAUGGACGCUGAGCAACUCAGAGAGUGUGGGCAUAAGAUGGUGGAUUUCAUUGCUGACUACUACAAAACCAUUGAGAAUUUCCCAGUUCUCAGCCAAGUCCAGCCUGGAUAUCUACAUAAACUUUUACCGGAUUCUGCACCUACUCAUCCUGAUUCUUUGGAAAAUCUAUUUGAUGACAUUCAGACCAAAAUAUUACCAGGGGUGACACAUUGGCAGAGCCCAAAUUAUUUUGCAUACUAUCCUUCUAAUAGUAGUGUUGCUGGAUUUAUGGGCGAGAUGCUUAGUGCUGGUCUUAACAUUGUGGGCUUUAGUUGGAUUACUUCUCCGGCAGCAACAGAACUUGAAACGGUUGUUCUUGACUGGCUUGGUAAAAUGUUAAAGCUUCCUGAGGAUUUUCUUUCAGCAGGACAGGGUGGUGGAGUCAUUCAGGGAACAGCAAGUGAAGCUAUUCUAGUUGUAUUAUUGGCUGCCCGUGAUAAGUUCUUGAAGAAGGCCGGGAAAAACGCACUUGAGAAACUUGUCGUUUAUGCAUCUGAUCAGACUCAUUCAGCUUUACAGAAGGCUUGUCAGAUAGCAGGUAUACAUCCAGAGAAUUGCAGGCUUCUAAGAACGGAUUCUUCUACCAAUUAUGCCCUACCUCCAGAUGUACUUAACAAAGCAAUUUCGAGUGAUGUUUCCAAUGGUUUUAUUCCCUUUUUCUUAUGUGCAACGGUUGGUACCACUUCAUCUACGGCUAUUGAUCCUUUGUCAGCAUUAGGAAGGAUUGCUAAGAGUCAUGGAAUGUGGUUCCAUGUGGAUGCUGCAUAUGCUGGAAGUGCUUGUAUAUGUCCAGAAUACCGCCAGUACAUUGACGGUGUUGAAGAAGCGGACUCAUUUAACAUGAAUGCUCAUAAAUGGCUUCUAACAAAUUUUGAUUGUUCAGCACUCUGGAUUAAGGAUAGAAAUGCUUUGAUUCAGUCCUUAUCUACAAAUCCCGAGUUUCUGAAAAACAAGGCUUCUGAAGCAAAUUUGGUUGUGGAUUACAAGGAUUGGCAAAUACCGCUUGGACGUCGCUUUAGAUCACUGAAACUAUGGAUGGUGUUACGUCUGUAUGGUGUGGAGAACCUACAGAGCUACCUAAGAAACCAUAUCAAUUUGGCUAAACACUUUGAGGAGCUUGUUGCUAAAGACUCGAGAUUUGAGGGGAUUGGUAUUGACUCUGCUGGCUGUUCAGAAAUCGGAAAAAUCUACUUACGGGACAAUAUUGUCACACCUCGAAUAUUCUCGCUAGUUUGUUUCCGCUUGCUUCCUGCUUGCAAGGAUGAAGCUUUGGCAAAUAAACUGAACGAUGACCUGUUGAAUGCCGUGAACUCGACCGGAAAAGCUUUCAUUUCUCACACGGUUUUAUCAGGAAAAUACGUAUUACGUUUUGCAGUAGGAGCUCCAUUGACUGAAGAGAAACAUGUAAAUGCGGCGUGGAGUGUUCUGCAAGAAAAAGCCUCUGCCUUAUUGGACCCAUAAAUAAGCUUAUUACAAUCCUUGAUUGAUGCCUUUGAUUAUUAUUGUUUAAGUCUUCUUUCUUGGUGCACAUUUGGCAAUUAUUUUAUCAUUUAUUUGAUGUAAGUUACAUCAUGUUGAAAUAUUAUUAAACGGAAUAUCACAAAUAACAAAGUAAUUUUUUUUUUUCGUUUUA